GACCUUCCUCCCCCAGCGCAGUUCGUUGCCCUCUCUGCCUCCCUGCUGCAGUCAGACUCCAUAACUCUGAACCAGGACAGUGAAGGUUCUCCAACCGGGACCAUGUCUGGGACUCUACGACCGACCCUGGGCCUCGUGCUGCUGCUUCACCUCACGGCCGCUCACGUUUUCCUGGAUGGCAGGGAGGCCAACCAGGUUCUGACCAGGCUGAGACGGGCCAACAGCUUUCUGGAGGAACUUAAACAAGGCAACAUGGAGAGGGAGUGCAACGAGGAGCGCUGCAGCUGGGAGGAAGCACGAGAGAUCUUUGAAAAUAAGGAGAAAACUGAUGCAUUCUGGGCCGUAUAUGUGGAUGGCGACGCCUGUCUGUCCACACCCUGUGCUAAUGGAGGUCGGUGCACGGAUACGAUUGGGAGCUACAAGUGCUUCUGCAUGGAGGGAUACAAGGGCUUCAACUGUGAAAUCGUUAUCCCCAAGCUCUGUGAUAACGAUAACGGCGGCUGUGAUCAUUUCUGCCAUGUUGUCAAAACAAACGUUGAGUGCUCGUGUGCUGAUGGAUACUUCUUGGGUCAAAAUGGAAAGUCCUGUGAAUCCAAUGAGCCUUUUAAAUGCGGAGCCCUCAUCAGCAACAAGGUCCGGCGGUCGCUCGUGGACUCUGGAGAUCUGAACAUGGAAGAAGUGAAACCCCCCAAGCUGAACACCACUGCAAACUCUAUGGAGCAAAGGAACAUCCUCAACACUGAUGAUUCGUUCUGGUCCAGAAACAUCAGUAGCCAGCUCCCAGCUCCUAUUCCCAAUUUGAUGAGUUCGGGUUCCAUUGACAGGUCGGGGAGUGUUCGGAUCGUCGAUGGAGAGGACUGUCCACCAGGAGAAUGUCCAUGGCAGGCUCUACUGAUCAAUGACGACAACAUUGGGUUCUGUGGGGGAACGAUUCUGACCGAGUACAUCAUCCUGACCGCGGCUCACUGCAUGAACCAAUCACGUUACUUCUUCGUCAAAGUUGGUGAACACAACACCACUCAACAAACCGAUUGGGAAAUAUCCCAUCAGGUGGACACCAUUGUUUCCCAUUUCAAGUACAGUCCAGAAACCUACAACAACGACAUCGCACUCGUAAAACUGUCCAAGCCCAUUAGGUUCAACAGAUACAUCCUGCCGGCCUGCAUACCGCAACCAAAUUUUGCAGAAAACGUCCUGAUGCGGCAGAAUGACGGUCUGGUCAGCGGUUUCGGACGUCUUGGUGAGGGUCGAGAAGCAUCUACGAUCCUACAACGCCUCUCUGUGCCCUACGUGGACCGGCUCACCUGCAUUGAAUCCACCCAGUUGCGCAUUACUAUGCGCAUGUUUUGCGCCGGCUACGAUACAAUCGCUAAGGACGCCUGCCAGGGUGACAGCGGCGGCCCGCAUGUCACACGUUACCAUGACACCUACUUCAUCACCGGCAUCGUGAGCUGGGGCGAAGGCUGCGCACGCAAAGGGAAAUACGGCAUCUAUACGCAAGUGUCUAAAUAUAUCCACUGGAUCAGAGAGGGCAUCAAGAAGCUGACGCCCACAGGAGAGAUCAGGCAAAGGAGGGACCAUGGUGCCAUCAAGAGACAGAAGAGAGACCAUGGUGCCAUCAAGAGGCUGUACCUGUAAGCUAGCUGGGGCAACCCGCUGAGAAUGUAAUCACUUUGAAAUGGCUACGUUUUAGUCAAACAGGUGAUCAAUUUGUAAAGAGCGACAUACCUUAUCGAGUGACCACAAUACAGAUGGAGUUCCUCAGGGUUGAUACUCUAUGUACCUUCAUUUUCUGUUUUGUUUAAGCUUCAUUGUUGAUUUGAAUAUUUGGGGUUGCAAAAAGAUUUGACAUUUAAUAAAGAAAUAAAGAAAUGUGUUAAAUUUACUUUUUUCCACUUGAAAAACUGUUCAGAAAUAAUAUAUUUUCUUUAACUUGAGCUUUUCUUUAGGGACCAAGUUUCCACCGAUAGUGUUUCAGCAUCACACAAACGUAAAAACCUGCUAUUCUGAUGUAAAGGUUUGCUGGGCAGAAUUAUUAAACACCUAGAAAACACUUA
Molecule: messenger RNA, 2057 nt
Organism: Poecilia latipinna (sailfin molly)
Lineage: Eukaryota; Metazoa; Chordata; Actinopteri; Cyprinodontiformes; Poeciliidae
Product: coagulation factor X-like
Exons: 9
Coding region: 103-1638 (511 amino acids)
Biological process (GO): blood coagulation; proteolysis
Cellular component (GO): extracellular region
Molecular function (GO): calcium ion binding; serine-type endopeptidase activity
Source: RefSeq, a predicted model, not a curated record